Messenger RNA from Dioscorea cayenensis subsp. rotundata (Guinea yam), 1877 nucleotides. RefSeq names its product glycosyltransferase BC10-like. The record is from RefSeq and is a predicted model, not a curated record. Lineage: Eukaryota; Viridiplantae; Streptophyta; Magnoliopsida; Dioscoreales; Dioscoreaceae. The transcript has 10 exons. Gene Ontology annotation, cellular component: membrane. Gene Ontology annotation, molecular function: glycosyltransferase activity. Bases 13 to 1164 code for a protein of 383 amino acids.
AGAGAACCAUGAAUGCAACCACGGCGAUUAGGAGCGGAGCUCUUCACGAUGGCGAAGAAGAAGGCAUCGAUCUCCAUGCGACGCAAUCUCUGGUUCAUCGUCUUCUUCUCUGUCCUUCUCUUCGUCCUCGCUCUCCUCCGGAUCAACUCCCAUGGCUCUUCUUCCGAGAUUCUUCUCAGUAACCCUGAAACCCCUUUUGUUGGAAUCCCUAAGAUCGCUUUUCUCUUUCUUGCCCGCGCUCAUCUGCCUCUUGAUUUCCUCUGGCACUGCUUUUUUCAGAAUGGCGAAGUGGGGCGGUUCUCGAUUUAUGUUCAUUCGGAGCCUGGAUUCGUGUUUAGCAAGGCGACAUCGAGAUCCCCUUUCUUUCAUGGUCGUCAGAUUAAUAAUAGUAUUCAGGUGGCUUGGGGAGAGUCUAGUAUGAUUGAAGCGGAGAGGUUGCUUCUCAGUGCGGCAUUGGAGGAUCCGGCAAACCAGCGCUUCGUUUUGCUGUCUGAUAGCUGUGUUCCACUAUACAACUUCAGCUAUACAUAUGAAUAUUUGUUGUCAUCUUCAAAGAGUUUUGUGGACAGCUUUCUUGAUACGAAGGAAAGCCGGUAUACUCCUAAGAUGUUUCCUACUAUACCACAGGAGAAGUGGAGGAAAGGAUCCCAGUGGAUAACACUUGUUAGAAAACAUGCAAGCGUUGUUGUAGCUGAUGAUGCUAUCUUUCCCCUUUUCAGAAAAUAUUGCAAGCGACGACCAGCAUUAGAUAUCAAGAAAAUGAAAAAUAUGAAACCAGUUGUCCAGAAAGAACACAAUUGCAUUCCUGACGAGCAUUACGUUCAGACAUUGCUCUCAAUAAGCGACCUUGAUGAUGAGUUGGAGAGGAGAACAUUGACAUUUACAGCUUGGAAUGUUUCUUCGGCUAAAAUGGAUAGACAAAAUUGGCACCCUGUUACUUUUGAGUAUGCCAAUGCCAGUCCUCAGCAUAUCAAGGCAAUAAAGGGCACGAACAAUGUCUAUUAUGAGACGGAGUAUAGAAAUGAAUGGUGCAAAAGCAAUGGAACAUUAGUGCCCUGUUUCCUGUUUGCAAGAAAAUUCUCUCAGGGUGCUGCAAUGCGCCUUUUGAGUGAAGGAUUGGUUGGUCCCUUUGAUGCAGCUACAAUGUUAACAGCAUUGUUAUAAUUUGUUCAAGUUGCUAAUCCAGAAUCAAUCAUUGAGAACUUAAUCCAGCAAGGCCCUUCUCACCAGCAAAUACUGCAUUUCUAUGGAUCAGCAGGUAGUACUGAAGUUUACUUGUGGAGGACUCAUUAUAUAUAUAUAUAUAUAUAUAUCUGACGGAGAUCAGGAUGCUAAUUUUACAUCGUGCCAUCGGCCAAUGAAGGUUGGUUAACACAAACAGCGACAUCGUUUACACCGUUUACACACAGAAACUAAGAGAGAAAUACAUAUUAGCUGUAUGAACUUUUUCCCUUCUUUGUUAUGAAAACUAACAAAUACAGAAAAUCAAUUAAUCCAAUUUUGAGAAAGUGUUGAUUGAUGUAUGGAGGGUUGGAGUUUGAGUCCAUACCUCUAUCAUCAUGUGGAUUGUUCCCCUGCAAUGCUGUUGAUGAGAUGUCUUGUCUGAGAUUGGGUGAGAUGCUCAAAAGUGAAACUUUGAGAAGGCUGAUUGAAUGUUUUUGGGAGCAUUGUAUAAUUAUCCCCAACAAACCUCAUUAUUAUUGUUGUUGUUGUUAUUAUUAUUGGUAGCAUGUAAAGUGAUCUGAUAUCAUUAGAGUCGCUUAGGUGUCAUUUAUAUCACGAUUUAGCAUUGUAUAUUUGCCACUCUUUACUCUUUUUUUGUUUGGGGGGUACAUAUGCAAAUUUAGAAAAGGCCAUUUACCAUGGUUUUUGUUUUU